Messenger RNA from Closterium sp. Naga37s-1, 3102 nucleotides. The record is from the annotation of a GenBank genome assembly. Lineage: Eukaryota; Viridiplantae; Streptophyta; Zygnematophyceae; Desmidiales; Closteriaceae.
AUGGACCGGUUGGACCAACUGGCAUGUUGGUCCCAUGGACCGGUUGGACCAACUGGCCUGUUGGCCGAAUGGACCGGUUGGACCAACUGGCCUGUUGGUCCUAUGGACCGGUUGGACCAACUGGCCUGUUGGCCGAAUGGACCGGUUGGACCAACUGGCAUGUUGGCCAAAUGGACCGGUUGGACCAACUGGCCUAUUGGUCCUAUGGAUCGGUUGGACCAACUGGCAUGUUGGUCCUAUGGACCGGUUGGACCAACUGGCCUGUUUGGCGAAUGGACCGGUUGGACCAACUGGCCUGUUGGUCCUAUGGACCCGUUGGACCAACUGGCCUGCUUGUCCUAUGGACCGGUUGGACCAACUGGCCUGUUGGUCCUAUGGACCGGUUGGACCAACUGGUGUGUUGGUCCUAUAGACCGUUUGGACCAACUGGCAUGUUGUUCCAAUGGACCGGUUGGACCAACUGACGUGUUGGUCCUAUGGAUCGGUUGGACCAACUGGCCUGUUGGCCGAAUGGACCGGUUGGACAAACUGGCCUGUUGGUCCUAUGGACCGGUUGGACCAACUGACCUGUUGGCCGAAUGGACCGGUUGGACCAACUGGCCUGUUGGUCCUAUGGACCGGUUGGACCAACUGACCUGUUGGCCGAAUGGACCGGUUGGACCAACUGGCAUGUUGGUCCUAUGGACCGGUUGGACCAACUGGCCUGUUGGCCAAAUGGACCGGUUGGACCAACUGGCCUGUUGGUCCUAUGGACCGGUUGGACCAACUGGCCUAUUGGUCCUAUGGACCGGUUGGACCAACUGGCAUGUUGGCCAAAUGGACUGGUUGCACCAACUGGCCAGUUGGUCCUAUGGACUGGUUGGACCAACUGGCAUGUUGGUCCUAUGGACCGGUUGGACAAACUGGCCUGUUGGCCGAAUGGACCGAUUGGACCAACUGGCCUGUUGGUCCAAUGGACAGGUUGGACCAACUGGUAUGUUGGUCCUAUGGACCGGUUGGACAAACUGGCCUGUUGGUCCUAUGGACCAGUUGGACCAACUGGUAUGUUGGUCCUAUGGACCGGUUGGACCAACUGGCCUGUUUGUCCUAUGGACCGGUGGACCAACUGGCAUGUUGGCCAAAUGGACCGGUUGGCCAACUAGCGUGUUGGUCCUAUGGACCAGUUGGACCAACUGGCCUGUUGGUCCUAUGGACCGGUUGGACCAACUGGCCUGUUGGUCCUAUGGACCGGUUGGACCAACUGGCCUGUUGGUCCUAUGGACCGGUUGGACCAACUGGCCUGUUGGGCGAAUGGACCGGUUGGACCAACUGGCAUGUUGGUCCUAUGGACCGGUUGGACCAACUGGCCAGUUGGUCCUAUGGACUGGUUGGACCAACUGGCAUGUUGGUCCUAUGGACCGGUUGGACAAACUGGCCUGUUGGCCGAAUGGACCGAUUGGACCAACUGGCCAGUUGGUCCAAUGGACAGGUUGGACCAACUGGUAUGUUGGUCCUAUGGACCGGUUGGACAACUGGCCUGUUGGUCCUAUGGACCAUUUGGACCAACUGUCCUAUGGACCGGUUGGACCAACUGGCCUGUUGGCCGAAUGGACCGGUUGGACCAACAGGCCUAUUGGUUCUACGGACCGGUUGGACCAACUGGCCUGUUGGCCAAAUGGACCGGUUGGACCAACUGGCCUGUUGGUCCUAUGGACCGGUUGGACCAACUGGCCUGUCGGUCCUAUGGACCGGUUGGACCAACUGGCCUGUUGGUCCUAUGGACCGGUUGGACCAACUGGCCUGUUGGCCAAAUGGACCGGUUGGACAAACUGGCAUGUUGGUCCUAUGGACCGGUUGGACCAACUGGCAUGUUGGUCCUAUGGACCGGUUGGACCAACUGGCCUGUUGGUCCUAUGGACCGGUUGGAGCAACUGGUCUGUUGGUCCUAUGGACCGGUUGGAGCAACUGGCAUGUUGGUCCUAUGGACCGGUUGGACCAACUGGCCUGUUGGCCGAAUGGACCGGUUGGACCAACUGGCCAGUUGGUCUUAUAAACCGGUUGGACCAACUGGCACGUUGGUCCUAUGGGCCGGUUGGACCAACUGGACUGUUGGUCCUAUGGACCAGUUGGACCAACUGGUAUGUUGGUCCUAUGGACCGGUUGGACCAACUGGCCUGUUGGACCUAUGGACCGGUUGGACCAACUGGCAUGUUGGUCCUAUGGACCGGUUGGACAAACUGGCCAGUUGGUCCUAUGGACCGGUUGGACCAACUGGCCAGUUGGUCCUAUGGACCGGUUGGACCAACAGGCAUGUUGGCCAAAUGGACCGGCUGGACAAACUGGCGUGUUGGUCCUAUGGACCGGUUGGACCAACUGGCCUGUUGGUCCUAUGGACCGGUUGUAGCACUGGCAUGUUGUUCCAAUGGACCUGUUGGAGCAACUGAUGUGUUGGUCCUAUGGACCGGUUGGACCAACUUGCAUAUUGGUCCUAUGGACCGGUUCGAGCAACUGGCCUGUUGGUCCUAUGGACCGGUUGGAGAAACUGGCAUGUUGGUCCUGUGGACCGGUUGGACCAACUGGCCUGUUGGCCGAAUGGACCGGUUGGACCAACUGGCCAGUUGGUCUUAUGGACCGGUUGGACCAACUGGCCUGUUGGUCCUAUGGACCGGUUGGACCAACUGGCAUGUUGGUCCUAUGGACCGGUUGGACCAACUGGCCUGUUUGUCCUAUGAACCGAUUGGACCAACUGGCCUGUUGGUCCUAUGGACUGGUUGGGCAACUGGCGUGUUGGCCAAAUGGACCAGUUGGACCAACUGGCCUGUUGGUCCUAUGGACCGGUUGGACCAACUGGCAUGUUGUUCCAAUGGACCUGUUGGACCAACUGACGUGUUGGUCCUAUGGACCGGUUGGACCAACUUGCCUGUUGGUCCUAUGGACCGGUUGGACCAACUGGCAUGUUGGUCCUAUGGACCGGUUGGACCAUCUAGCAUGUUGGUCCUAUGGACCGGUUGGACCAACUGGCCUGUUGGUCCUAUGGACCAGUUGGACCAACUGGCAUGUUGGUCCUAUGGACCGGUUGGACCAACUGGCCUGUUGGUCCUAUGGACCGGAUGGACCAACUGA